CUGCUGCAUCCAUCUAUCCGUCUACAAUGAGUGAAGAAGCCUGGUUAACUUGGAGCAUAGCUCCUAGUGGGAGCGAUGCAAAUAAUUCCAACACAUUCUGCAUCAUCAAAGACCCUGAAUUUGACACCGAGAUUGAAGGUGGACUGUCCAACUGCAGCACUGAAGAGACUAUGCAGGAGGGCCAAUGGCAGAUGGUCCAAAUGUCUCAGGUCACCAGAGAGCCCAGCAACCACGUUUUAAUUCCAGCAUCUCCCACGACUGAGAGAUUCCUUUGUCAUUUGUGCCACAAAAGUUUCAGUUCUCGUGCGUACCUGCAUCAGCACAUUCGAUUGCAUUCAGGAGAGAAACCACAUGUAUGUGAUGAAUGUGGUAUGGCAUUUGCACAAAAAUGUAAUCUUAAAAUGCAUAGAAGAAUACACACUGGUGAGCGGCCAUUUAUGUGUGGGAUUUGUGGGAAAACCUUCAGCCGAUCGUCACAUUUGAAAGGUCACAUGCUCCGUCAUACUGGUGACAAGCCUUACUCGUGUGACACGUGCGGCCAGCAGUUUACCAAUUCUCAAGGGAAGAAAAACCAUAUGCGCUUGCAUUUAGGUGAGCGUCCAUUUCAGUGUGAAAUAUGCAAUGCAACUUAUGCUCAUAAGGAAUCUCUCAAAAUUCAUGUGAAAUCUCACAGACGCGAGUCACGCUACUACUGCUCCAUUUGCAAGCGUAAAUUUGUCUUGAGAUCUGCCCUCUAUGAACACAUGACUUUUCACAGUAAAAACAAAAUGUUUGAAUGUGAUCAAUGUAACAAGAGGUUUAAACAAAAAUAUUAUCUUAAGAAACACAAAAGUACCAUUUGUUGUAACCGCCCCCUGCUGCCAGAGAUCAAGGUUGAAAACGGUGUUAAAGAACCUACUCAGUUGAAAUAUCGCGUGUUGACCGCUAACGAGAAGGCUUUACCCCAGUACAGUGACAGCGAUGAGGAGGAUGACGUUCAUGAGCAGCUUAGUGUUCAGCAGGACAGUGAUGAAGAGUUCCUAGAUGGCGCCUUUGUCCGGGUAUUGCGUAGAACUGGGUAUAAAAUCUAGUAUAAAUCGCGUUUAUAUCGAUGCUUUCUCUUAUUUGAUGCAUGUUGGAUCAAGUGGGUUGUAUAAUUGUGUGUUGCCGUGUUGGCAUAAGUGCGUUGUAUAGUUGUGUGCCAGACAAAUUAUUAAGACCAAUAGAAUAAGUGCUUACAAUUAUUUAUUUUUAUUAAUUAUAUUUGCUGCGCACUAACUGAAUUAAUUCUGGGAAAACAAAUUAUUUAGAAUUGCUUUUUUAAUUGCUUUUCAUAGUUGGUUUUAUUUCAUAAUCAUUUGUAUAUUAUUUGAUUUCUAUAUUAAAAGCCAGACAACUAGAACUCAAUUUGAUAUAAUUCAUUUUAGUUAAUAAUUUGAUAUAAUUGUUACUUUAUAUUAUUAAAAUUCAAUAAUCUGUAUUGUUUAUACCAACUAUUUAUGCCGACACGAAUGUCAAGUAGGUCAAUGUCCUAGAAAACUUCUAAUAAACCGAUUUUAUCAUCUCAAACAAAAGAUCUCUUCAUGGCUGAUGCAGCCAUACAAUGAAAAAAUUUUGCGACUUUUU
This is a messenger RNA of Hyalella azteca, 1605 nucleotides long. Its product is annotated as zinc finger protein 501-like. The transcript is spliced from 2 exons. Gene Ontology annotation, biological process: regulation of transcription by RNA polymerase II. Gene Ontology annotation, cellular component: nucleus. Bases 27 to 1070 code for a protein of 347 amino acids. Gene Ontology annotation, molecular function: DNA-binding transcription activator activity, RNA polymerase II-specific; RNA polymerase II cis-regulatory region sequence-specific DNA binding. NCBI's taxonomy places the organism in Eukaryota, Metazoa, Arthropoda, Malacostraca, Amphipoda, Hyalellidae. The record is from RefSeq and is a predicted model, not a curated record.